GCGCUCUGCCAAGUGAGAGCGGAAACGCGUUGUGACGCCGGCACCUGGCGGGCCUGGCUCGCGCGCUAGCUUCGCAACUGACUGUGUCAACCCAGCCAGCCAACUACCGAGCCCGCGCCGAGUGAUCGGCGCUGUAGCAGCUGACCGUGGUAACGCUGUCGACGCGCUACGACGUGUGCUUCUACUUAGCGUUGUUUUCGUACUGAUACGGUUUCACCACACGUUUUGAAUCAAGCAUGGCAAGUGCGUCGCUGUGUCAUCGCAGCUAAACGUUUACCUCCCGUGUGCUCGCAUGCACCUGACGCUCGCACCUGGAAAACAUGCCUAUGCGUCGGCGAGUCGGUUUCUUGUGUUGACUGUCACUCUCGCGCUACGGUUGCGUCGUUGCGCCUUGACACGACACCGAAGCAGCCGAAGUGUGGUGUGGUAGUACAGAGAAACCGCGUAGCAGCGACGUCUCGGUAGUCUGAAAACAGUUUUGGCUAGUGUCACCGGUUGCAUUCGAGCGUUGUCGCUGCGAACAUUUCGCUUUGUGCAGGCAGAAUGGAUGUCGACCAAGUGUUUCACAUCGUUGGCGAAGUUGGGCCACAGCAGAUCCUCUACUUUGUCUACACUGCCAUCCUCGGCGGGUUGUUUGUCAGCGGAGAGAUGCUUCAAAUUGUGUUCACUGGCGCGGCGCCGGAGUUCCAGUGCUGGAAUGGCUCAGUACCUUCGUCGUCGGGCUGCGACAUGAGCGGCCGAUGCGAGCACCCGCACUACACGUCGAGGUUUACGUCAAUAGCCACCGAGUGGAAUCUCAUCUGCCACGAUGCAUACUUUGUGAAGAUGGUGCAAGCAGUCUUCAUGUCCGGCGUCAUGUCUGGUGCCUAUGUGUUUGGCUACAUCUCCGACCGGUUUGGACGACGACGUACGCUACCAUUCGCUGCCAUCGCCAUGUCAAUCAUGACCUUCUUUGGGGCGUUUGCCCCAAGCCUGGCACUACAUGCCACCUGCCGCUUCUUUGCCGGCAUGACCACGGCCGCUGUAGCGCUCGUUACAUUCGUGCUCAUGACAGAGCUUAUUGGGCCAUCCAAGCGGGCACUGCUGGGCACACUAUUCCCCGGUGUGUUUGCUUUGGGCAUUGGACUGCAUGCUGCACUUGCCUAUUUCAUUACCGACUGGCGCCACUACUCCAUCGCCACAGCACUCCUGAGUGCUCUCUUCGUGCCACUUGCCCUGCUCCUGCCAGAAAGCCCACGUUGGCUGCUUCUGCACGGUCAGCGACUGCAGGCACGACAAGUCCUUGUGGACAUAGCAGUGCGCAAUGGCAGGGCGCACUGCCUGCCGCGCACCUGGGACCUGCAGGAACCCAAGGUGCACCACAAGGGCUCCAACCCGAUGGUGCUGUUUACUAGCCACACCUUGCGCACUCGAACUCUCAUCCAGAUCCUCCUUUGGUUAGUAAAUGGCAUCACCUACUAUGCACUGACAAUGGCUGCCAGCAGUUUAGGUGGCGACCUUUACAUGAGCACGGCCCUAUCAGGCCUGAUCGAGCUGCCGGGAUACCUGCUGUCAGCAUUCCUGCUCAGUUAUGUUGGCAGGCGACGCUCGCUGUGUGCUGUGAUGCUAAUUGGCAGUGGGGCGAGUAUUGCACUGCAGUUUUCUGGACUGUUACACUACAGCACUGCAGUGCGUGACGUUGUCUCGCUCAGCGCCAAGAUGUGCAUUGCGAUGUCCUUUGCCAUGAUCUACGUCUACUCGGCUGAGCUCAUGCCUACUAUUGUGAGGAAUGUCGGAAUGGGCAUUGUUUCUGUCGCAGCAAGAAUCGGCGGCAUAAUCUCUCCAUUUGUCAGCUUGCUGGACAAUAUGAUUCCUGGUCUGCAAUUCACCGUUCUUGGUGCCAUGAUGCUUGUCUCAGGCCUAUCUGCUCUCGCACUGCCGGAGACAGGGGGCCAACACUUGCCCGAGACCAUAGAGGAAAUCGAGGAUGAAGACAAACGUCCACUUCUGUCGCCGACGACAUCAGGUGUCUUCACCCGAGUGUCUCUGGACGAAGGAAUUGUGGAAGUAUCCAGCAGUUCUGAAGAUGAGCUGUACUCUGUACACCAGCGGCCACCCGUCGCUUACGGAUCGUAGUAGGAAGCAGCAGAAGUAGCCAUACUGACUGUGCCUCGCGCUGCAUUGCAGAUCUUGGUUUCCGCAUUGGCAUGCUGGAAGCCCCUUGCAUGCACCAAGUGAAAUACCGGCCGUACGCGAAGGCUGUGUUGGUGAUUCGCAUGCCACCACUGAGAUUCUUCUUCAAUGCCUGAAAGGUGGUUGCAAUCAUAAGCCGCUGAGUGGGUGUAGCUGUACACUGGUCACCUAGGCAUUCAGUGUUUGUUGGGAGCCACAAGUGUUGUGUGCAACAAAUGGUGGAUCAAGGUACUGUGAGGUUUGCGCAUUCCACCACCACUAUUUCUGAUACGAUAGGUGAUGCUUCCAGCAGUACCUGACUGAGUCUGGUCAUCUAGACAGCUCUAGUUAUGAAAUACCGCGUACGUGGUACAUGAUGGAACUGUAAACGAAGGUGUUAUGGAAACUGCACGUGUACAUUAUGCACCGUUUCAAUGUUGCUCUUCCAAUUUUGGGGGGAUAUUUUAAUCAGUUUUGCCAGAUACGUAUAUGUUUUGGAGACAUGUUCCCAACUGUGUUGUCCCGAGGUUAUGUACAGAUGCUGUUAAUAGAUGAAGUUAUGUGUAUGGAUGCAGAAGAAUUGUCAGCGUAAACUAGUAUAAUUGAUGCUCUGCCAUUGGGCAGCUGCGUUUUUCUUUCCAUUUCUUUGAUGGAAAGCCUAGAUGGACAGGUGUUUUUAAUGAUGGCCUUCUUAUAUUUGCUGCAAUUACUGUCAGAAAGGAAGACUUGACACUCCACAGGAAUGCCUUAAACGUAAAUUGUACCUAGCCCCGUUUCUGUAUUUCUUUUUUUAGUUUGAUGUUGUGCCUAGCUUAAAAAUAAAACUUUAGACAGAAUAAGCUAAUUGAAAAACUCAAUUGUAGUUGACAAUCACCA
Messenger RNA from Dermacentor silvarum, 3027 nucleotides. Its product is annotated as solute carrier family 22 member 15. Gene Ontology annotation, biological process: transmembrane transport. The transcript is spliced from 7 exons. Gene Ontology annotation, molecular function: transmembrane transporter activity. NCBI's taxonomy places the organism in Eukaryota, Metazoa, Arthropoda, Arachnida, Ixodida, Ixodidae. Gene Ontology annotation, cellular component: membrane. The coding region runs from base 544 to 2115 and encodes 523 amino acids. The record is from RefSeq and is a predicted model, not a curated record.